AUGUCUGGACAUGGCAAGAAACCUGCAGCGUUUAAGAAGAGCAUGUCCACAAAAGCUGGCUUGCAAUUCCCAGUGGCCCGUAUCAGGCGGUACCUCAGGAAGGGUCACUAUGCUAACAGAGUAAAUCCUGGAGCCGCGGUGUACCUGGCAGCUGUGUUGGAAUACCUGACUGCAGAGAUCCUGGAAAUGGCAGGAAAUGCUGCUCAUGAAAACAGGAGGCAGCGAAUUGGACCACGGCACAUCCAGCUGGCAGUGAGGAAUGAUGAAGAACUGAACAAGUUGUUUGCGGAUGUGACGAUUGCUGAGGGAGGGGUUUUGCCCAAAAUCCAAGCUCGGCUCCUUCCCAAGAAGACAGCAUCACCUAAAGAAGCUGUAGAAGAUGUUACAUCACAAGAAUUCUAA
Molecule: messenger RNA, 402 nt
Organism: Elgaria multicarinata webbii
Lineage: Eukaryota; Metazoa; Chordata; Lepidosauria; Squamata; Anguidae
Product: histone H2A, sperm-like
Exons: 1
Coding region: 1-402 (133 amino acids)
Biological process (GO): heterochromatin formation
Cellular component (GO): chromatin; nucleosome
Molecular function (GO): DNA binding; structural constituent of chromatin; protein heterodimerization activity
Source: RefSeq, a predicted model, not a curated record